ACACAUAAAGAUGACGUUGGAGGAGUAAGAUGGCGGCGGACGUACUAAGAUGCCUCUGAAGAAGUAAGCUCAUUAAAGGAGGAGUAAGAUGGCGGCGGGCGGAUGGUCUGAGCGCGUUCUGCAGCUGAUCCUAAAAAUGAAUAGUCUGCAGCGGGAAGGCUGUGUACCCUUCUGCGUGUGCGGCCGGAGGGUGGGCUGGGUGGCCCCAUCCGUGGCCCAGCUCCUCUCAAAGCACUCGGAUGUGUUCACAUUUCGUGGCGGGGCCCCUGGUCGGCUGGAUCUGGCUGAAAACCUGAAGACCCCCCAGGAGAGGACUGCGGCCGUACAGGAGACGAUGCGGGCUCUGCGCUCUCACCACGUGGCCCCCUGUCUCCAAGAGUGGAGGGACGAGCUCUAUGACGUGAAGCAUCUGUUUGGCGACGUUCCCCUCCUCAGCAUGGAGAGAGCUGCCACUCCUCUCCUUGGGGUGCCACGUUAUGGGGUACACGUAAACGGGUACCUCCGUAAAGGUGACGAAAUCUUCAUGUGGCUCGGCCGUCGCUCUGCCAGCAAACCCUCCUACCCGGGCAUGUUGGACCAUCUGGCAGCGGGUGGCGUGGCGGCCGGCGCUGGCGUCUGGGAGACCCUUCUCAAGGAGUGCACAGAGGAGGCCUGCAUCCCACCAUCCCUCGCGGCCACGGCUAGGUCCGCUGGAACGGUCAGCUACGCGUACAGACAGGAGGAGGCGCUGUAUCUUGAGUGCCAGUUCGUGUUUGAUCUGGAGGUUCCCGAGAACUUCCAGCCACUGGUGGGAGACGGAGAAGUUCAGGAAUUCUACCUGUGGCCCUUGGCCAAGGUGAAGGAGGCCAUUUCCACGGAGGAAUUCAAACCCAACUGCGCGCUCGUCGUCUUAGACUUUCUCCUGCGACACGGAGGCAUCAACCCCGACGAUGAGAGGUAUUACCAGACGUUUGUGGAGAACCUGCAUGCGCCUCUGUGAUUUGCAACAUCAACAAAGAUGCCACGGGGGCUCCAAGUGCCCCCCCGGGGUUUGUUCGGAGAUGAAGUGGCCAGCCGUGGGGUAUUUAGUGACUCGUACUGCCCUCUAAACACUUACCUGCCCUCCUUACGUAAAGACACGGCCCGCACGCCCUCAAAUAAAACGGUCUUUGUAACCAU
This is a messenger RNA of Spea bombifrons (plains spadefoot toad), 1158 nucleotides long. RefSeq lists its product as uncharacterized. Bases 89 to 979 code for a protein of 296 amino acids. Gene Ontology annotation, molecular function: 8-oxo-dGDP phosphatase activity. The record is from RefSeq and is a predicted model, not a curated record. Lineage: Eukaryota; Metazoa; Chordata; Amphibia; Anura; Pelobatidae. The transcript has 8 exons.